Debaryomyces hansenii CBS767 is the source of this 522-nucleotide messenger RNA. It is a transcript of the gene MTLA1, whose product is annotated as Mtla1p. Gene Ontology annotation, molecular function: DNA binding. The record is from RefSeq and is a predicted model, not a curated record. Bases 1 to 522 code for a protein of 173 amino acids. NCBI's taxonomy places the organism in Eukaryota, Fungi, Ascomycota, Pichiomycetes, Serinales, Debaryomycetaceae. The transcript is spliced from 3 exons.
AUGGAGGGAUAUACAAAGUCUCAUGAUGUUGUGGUAGAGGUCCCAGAGAACGAGAACAUCAAGGCAUAUACAACUAGGGUGGAGUCAGGACAUAUCUCGGAGCCUAGCAGUAGUAAUGGUAGCAACUUGACUCUAAAUGUUAAAAAUGAAUACGAAAAUAUAUCCAGUGAUGGCAAGGUUAUAGAUAGAUAUCAAUUAUUAAAAGAAAAGGGCUAUUCUCACGGAUUUCUCUUAGAGGAAGCAUCGAUUUCGGUGACCUGUGAGACUCCAGACCCUCAUUUACAGCAACAACGAAAGGUGUCUAGGUUUGGCCGUGAGGUCCACGAAAAUACGAAUGUGUUUCCAAAUAAAAAGGGAAGCUACAAAUGUGAUUCAGAAGCAUCAAACAGGUUCCUAGAGAAUGUUUUUAAGACUAAUUCAUACCCUACGAGCAAAGAACGACAUAUUAUUGCAAAAAAGUGCGGAUUAAGUCCAACUCAAGUGGGUGCAUGGUUUACAAAUAGAAGAAACGUCUCAGAAUGA